This is a messenger RNA of Sphenostylis stenocarpa, 540 nucleotides long. NCBI's taxonomy places the organism in Eukaryota, Viridiplantae, Streptophyta, Magnoliopsida, Fabales, Fabaceae. The record is from the annotation of a GenBank genome assembly.
AUGUUGUUACCCAAAAAGGAAGUAGCAGGAUGUGCUUUAGCAAUGAAGAUCAUGGCCUCUUCUAGCUACUCUAACUCUCCCUGUGCUGCCUGCAAGUUUUUGAGAAGGAAAUGCAUGCCGGAUUGCAUUUUUGCCCCAUAUUUCCCACCAGAAGAGCCUCAAAAGUUUGCCAAUGUUCACAAGAUAUUUGGUGCCAGCAACGUGAGCAAACUUCUGAAUGAAGUCCAACCCCACCAGAGGGAAGAUGCAGUGAACUCUCUGGCCUAUGAAGCUGAGGCAAGGAUAAAAGAUCCAGUUUAUGGUUGUGUUGGAGCCAUCUCAGUGCUCCAAAGGCAAGUGAUUAGGCUCCAAAAGGAACUCGAUGCCACAAACGCUGAUUUGAUCCGCUAUACCUGCAAUGAAAUGCCAACUCAAGAUGGGAGAAGAAUGGGUGAAGGGGGAGGUUCCUCUCUUGGUCAAUCUCCUGGUUAUUACUACCCUUGUCCUUGGAACAAUGAUCCACUUGGGGAUGGCUACCACAGAGGUGACAAUAAUAUGUGA